UCACGUACCUCCAAAAACGGAAAAUUGCCACAAUAUUCGAGUAAAGAUUUUAUGUUAAUAUUUUGUAUCCAUCUAAUUUCUGUUCCAGGCAUAAUCGAGUUUCAAAAAUGCUGCGGAGAUUCCAUACAAGAUGACUGGAGAAGACAAGGCUUCUACCGACCGCGGCGAAAUUUUCCUAGUCAAAGUCAAAAUGGCAACUCCUUUCAGCAAAACCAUCAUAAUUACCAGAGCCAGAGCUUUAGGCCGCAGCAAGCAAGGACAGAUGGUCAAAAUUCCCAAAACCAAUUUGGGACAAAUACUUACCAGAAUUCUCAAAAGCAGAAUAUUGAAAUUAGUAAUACUCAAGCUCAAUACUCAUUUGGAGGACGUCAGACCUCUAAACUGGCAGACCUAUCAACGGGGUCCCAAAAUCAAGGAUUUGGAGCCAGUUAUCAAAAUACAAAGCUACCGAGUAACAACGAAAAUUAUCAAAGUCGAAAUGCAUUUGGAUUUAACAGUAACACAUUCAGGUCAGAAUAUCAAAAUGGUGGUCAAAAUACGGUUGGAUCUAGAGUCGGUCAGAAUUCGUUCGGUCUCAGUCAGAAUUUACAAGCACCGAAUAACGGUCAGAAAUCCCUUGGGUCAAGUUUCAGCAGUCAAUCUGCAUUUGGUAGUUACAAUCCAAAACAGAACUCUUUUGGAAGCUUCAGUCAAAACAGUCAAGCAUUUGGAAACUUUGGACAGAAAGUCCAGGCUCAAAAUCCCGUCAGUAAUUUCCAAAAUCAAAAUACAUUCCCCAAUUUUGGUUCUAACUUUGCUAAAGGUCAAAAUUAUCAGGCAUCUGGCUAUCUCCCACCAAGACCCUACAAAGCGCCGGAAUAUUUACCACCUGAUGAAUCAAAGACCACUUCAACUACAAAAAGACCAUUCUUUACCACCACUACAACGAAACGACCAUUCUUCACCACAAGUACAACUCGAAGACCUUUUUAUACAACAACUAAAAGAACAUUUUUUACAACAACCACUACUAAGCGGCCAUUAUUUACGACUACAACUAAAACACCAUUCUUUACCACUUCCACAACAAAGAGACCUUUCUUUACUAGCACUACAACAAAAAAACCAAUUACUACGACAACGAAACGACCAAUCUACACAACAACACCAGAUCAUCAAGUAAUAUUCCCUGAUAAGAUACCGAAACACCCAAUCGGCGCGGUAGCUCCAGCCAUGGCUAUGAUCGUACCACCGGAACCAGAAGAUGAUGAAGAUGAAAUCAUUCCUGACUUUAGAACUACAACGCAGAAACCAGCUGUUCUUCCAGCCAUGGCUAUGAUCGUACCACCUGAAGAAGACGAUCCUAUAACGAUCUCGACAACUACAUUAGUAACUACCCCUUCAACCACUAAAAUGACCACUCCUUCAACAACCGUUUUUACUACGCCAUCAACUAGUACUACUUUUUCUACUACCUCUUCUACUACUAUAACUUCUCCAUCGACAACGAUAUCGACUACUCCGUCUACAACAUUAACGAUACCUGAUUUCAAUCGUAAUCAAGAAGAAGAAACUACCCCAACUACAGAAACAACAACUGUCAUUACUGAAACAAAAACUACACCAACAACAAAACCCCCUGUUGUAGAAGAAACUACCCCAAUUACAGAAACAACAACCGUCAUUCCAGUCACAAAAGCUACAACAACAACGAAACGACCUUUCAUAGGGAUUGGAUACUUACCACCGGACCCCAAAACUACUUCGACAACAACGGUCUAUCCUGAUCUUGCGCGAGCUCAGCCUGCUGCCGGAGCUGAUGAAGUGCCUUUAGAAGCGGAAUGUGAUCCAUGGGACCCAAGCACUUGGCCCACGUUAUACGAGCAACGAACAUAUGGUGAACUACCUUGUGCGCCAGUCACAACUACUCUAGCACCAAUUACUACGACAACGAAACGACCAAUCUACACAACAACACCAGAUCAUCAAGUAAUAUUCCCUGAUAAGAUACCGAAACACCCAAUCGGCGCGGUAGCUCCAGCUAUGGCUAUGAUAGUACCACCAGAACCAGAAGAUGAUGAAGAUGAAAUUAUUCCUGACUUUAGAACUACAACGCAGAAACCAGCUGUUCUUCCAGCCAUGGCUAUGAUCGUACCACCUGAAGAAGGCGAUCCUAUAACGAUCUCGACAACUACAUUAGUAACUACCCCUUCAACCACUAAAAUGACCACUCCUUCAACAACCGUUUUUACUACGCCAUCAACUAGUACUACUUUUUCUACUACCUCUUCUACUACUAUAACUUCUCCAUCGACAACGAUAUCGACUACUUUUAGUACCCCGUCUACAACAUUAACGACACCUGAUUUCAAUCGUAACCAAGAAGAAGAAACUACCCCAACUACAGAAACAACAACUGUCAUUACUGUAACAAAAGCUACACCAACAUCAAAACCCCCUGUUGUAGAAGAUACUACCCCAACUACAGAAACAACAACCGUCAUUCCAGUCAUAAAAGCUACAACAACAACGAAACGACCUUUUAUAGGGAUUGGAUACUUACCACCGGAUCCCAAAACUACUUCGACAACAACGAUCUAUCCUGAUAUUGUGCGAGCUGAGCAGCCUGCUGCCGGAGCUGAUGAAGUGCCUCUAGAAGCUAAAUGUAAUCCAUUGGACCCAAGCACUUGGCCCACGUUAUACGAGCAACGAACAUAUGGUGAACUACCUUGUACGCCAGUCACAACUACCCAAGCACCAUUACCGCCACCAGCACCGGCUAGAGCUGACCCAGUCCCGCCAGAGCCAGAAUGUGACCCUCUAGACCCUAGCACUUGGCCCUCGGAAGUAGACCAACGAGAUUUUGGUGAAACACCUUGUGCCUCUGUGUCUUCACCUACUACUACAUCUUCUACUACUACGACUACUACGACUACGCCAUCUACAACCAUUUCGACUACACCAUCUACUACUACUUCUGCUACACCAUCUACUACUACUUCUACUACACCUUCUACUACUACAUCUACUACUACUUCUACUACACCAUCUACUACUACUUCUACUACACCUUCUACUACUACUUCUACUACACCUUCUACUACUACUUCUACUACACCUUCUACUACUACAUCUACUACUACUUCUACUACACCAUCUACUACUACUUCUACUUCACCAUCUACUACUACUUCUACGCCAUCUACUACCACAUCAACUACAACCACGACCACGACUAUAAAACCACCAUAUAUAGGUCGUGGUUAUUUACCACCUACCAACGAUACCUUGAACCUACCACCAUCACCAGCACAAGCUGAACCAGUGCCACCAGAACCGGAAUGUGACCCUCUAGACCCCAGCACUUGGCCUUCAGAAUUCGACCAAAGAUAUUACGGAGCAUCAUCCUGUGCUCCAAACAUAACCAAGCCACCUGUAGACCUUACAUAUCCUCCAGACUGUAUAGUCAAGAAAAGGAAGCGUAGAGCAUCUGAGGUCACGCUAAGGUUAAAAGAUGUACAAGGGACUCCUAGGCCUGUCUGGUAUGCAGGUAUAUACAGGAAGACCACGGACCCUUACUUGCCUAUAUGUGGAGGGUCGAUAGUUCGAGAGGAUGUUGUUAUAUCAGCUGCCCACUGUUUCUGGAACGAUGCGGUCGGGCUGCAACCAGCUCACCAGUUCGCGGUGGCCGCCAGCAAGAUUUACAAGCCUUGGAAGGACCCUAUGGAUAAAAAGGCGCAGAAAUCUGACGUCCUGGACAUCAAAAUCCCCGCUCGCUUCCUCGGCGCGAAGACCAGCUUCCAAGAAGAUAUCGCCAUCUUGAAGCUGGCAACACCAUUUAAGUAUACGCGAGGAGUACGGCCCAUCUGCGUGGACUUCGACGAUGAUUUCGACAGGCAGCAGAUGAAGGCUGGACAUCACGGCACGAUCGCAGGCUGGGGCCUCACAGACUCAGUCGGCACGCCGACGCAGCGGCUCCUGUGGCUGGAGCUCCCAUACAUUGAGAUAGAGAAGUGCAUUCGCGACUCGGAGGAUGCUUUCCUCAAAUACAUCACCUGUGAUAAGGUGUGCGCCGGCGAGAAUGAUACCGGUAAAGCGCUCUGCAAGGGAGACAGCGGCGGCGGCCUCGCCUUCUGGUCCGGCCCCGCUGAGCACGCCACGCCGUACUUACGCGGGAUCGCGUCCACGGCGCCGUCCCCACGCAACGCCGAGUGUAACGUUUACGCGUACGGAAGUUUUACGCACGUGCGCGCGCAUAGGACGUUCUUGCGCGACCACGUGCCUGAGAUCGAAAGUUGUAGAUUUUGGGAAUAA
Molecule: messenger RNA, 4293 nt
Organism: Cydia fagiglandana
Lineage: Eukaryota; Metazoa; Arthropoda; Insecta; Lepidoptera; Tortricidae
Product: mucin-2-like
Exons: 6
Biological process (GO): proteolysis
Molecular function (GO): serine-type endopeptidase activity
Source: RefSeq, a predicted model, not a curated record